AUGGAACAUAUUCAAUACAAUCAUCUCUCCACUGUCUGGGGAGGAUGGGACGUAUGCAAUACAAACAUCUUUCCAGGAUCUGUGGAGGAUGGGAAGUAUACAACCAUGUCUUCAGGAUCUGUGGAGGAUAGAACGUAUACAACCAUCUCUCCAGGAUCUGUGGAGGAUAGAACGUAUACAACCAUCACUCCAGGAUGUGCGGAGGAUGGGACGUAUACAACCAUCUCUCCAGGAUCUGUGGACGAUGGGACGUACACAACCAUCUCUCCAGGAACUGUGGCAGAUGGGACGUAUACAACCAUCUCUCCAAGAUUUGUGGAGGAUAGGACGUAUACAACCAUCUCUCCAGGAUCUGUGGAGGAUAGGACGUAUACAACCAUCUCUCCAGGAACUGUGGAGGAUAGAACGUAUACAACCAUCUCUCCGGGAACUGUGGAGGAUGGGACGUUUACAACCAUCUCUCCAGGAUCUGUGGAGGAUGGGACGUAUACAACUAUCUCUCCAGGAUCUGUGGAGAAUGGGACGUAUACAACCAUCUCUCCUUGA
Molecule: messenger RNA, 546 nt
Organism: Eurytemora carolleeae
Lineage: Eukaryota; Metazoa; Arthropoda; Copepoda; Calanoida; Temoridae
Product: mucin-12-like
Exons: 1
Coding region: 1-546 (181 amino acids)
Source: RefSeq, a predicted model, not a curated record